GGCGCCAACAGGCGAGCGCGGAACACUGUGGACUACCCUUCUGCCAUCGCACGUGCUACGAGUAUUCUUAAGCGGCAGUGAAAAUCUACUGUGCAGUAUGAUCAGUCAAGGCCCGCAGCGUGUCCAGCAAUGCUAGAUGCCCGAAUGUGAUUGAGUGCUAAAAUUCUGUGCAAGGAAUCCCCCUCCCGUGUAGCCAAAGUGCCGAAAACAACGAUGUGGGUGAUUACUACGAUCUGUUGCUUUGUGUGCCUUGUGGCGAGCUCGACGUCUACUUCUUCGGACGAUGAUUUAAGCCACGUCGUGAGGGAAUUACGAGCGGAGAUUCAGGCGUUACAGCGUGGUCGAGAACAGGACCGUCAGGCGCUCAAGCGCCUGGAAGAACGGAUUGUUGAUAUCGGUAUGGAAGUGCCCUCAACGCCGCUUCCAACGGCGCCGUCGCGUCACCGGCCGCACCGUCAACAUCACGCGGCGGGACAGCGUGCCUUCGCACGUUCUCUGCGCGCGUUACAACGCGAGAGGACAGCGUUGGACGAGCUUCAAGCUCAGCUACAAAGAAUGCGACUGGACCUGAAGGAUGCGGCCAAAGUAGAAACUCCUUUGAGGUCGGACGUACAGAAAUUACGCCUCGAAGUGGAGGCCCUGCGCGCAAGUCUCGACGAAGACGUAGCGCGCGGCAUCGCGCACUCGCGAACCGAAGAAGCGACUGCGACCUGGCUACGACGUUCCCUGCAGGAGGUGCGGACGGAAGUUGCCGAACUGUCGCGUCAAGCAAACGUGACGUCAGCCUUGACACUGAGCCAGGAGUUCAAAUCGGAGUCACGAUUGUUCAGGGGUGACCUGGAUGCGUUGAGAAGUGAAACGGAUUCCCUACGCGCGGCAACGGCGCGGCUAGACGCGCGCGACGCGCAGACUCGGCAGGAGAUCGCCGAGCUCCGAGGGAUCGUGCAGAAGCAAGCGAUUCUACAACGUGACAUGUCCCAGCAGGUGUCCGAAUUGAAGGAAGACAUCAGGUACCUGCAGCUGAAACAGCAUAACAACGAGGACGACAAACAAGGCGACGUAUACUUGGCAGACGACGGUUCUGGAAUGGAAGAGAACGACGAUGAAACGCCAUCUGGUGGGGAUGGACGAACUAACACCAGACAUCGCAGCCACCACGGCCUUCAUUCCCGCUUCGUACGCCUUCAAGCCCGCGUCGACGCCAUCGCACGCGACAAUGCAAAGCAGGUCAAGGACUCGACUCGUCUACGUCACAACCACACCCUGUUAUCUACCCGUCUAGAAGCCGUCGAGUCCAACGCCAACCUAGACCUUACGCGACGUCACGACGACCUAGUCCGAAACGUCACCCUGACGACGCAGAGCGUCUCUAAGCUCCACGCAACCACUGUUGAGCUCUUCAGAGACCUCGGAACGCUCGAGAAGAAACUAGACCAUGGACUCGCCGACCUCCGGAAAGAAGUCUCAAAAUGCGACUUCGACGUCGCUCGAGCCCUCGCUGCGACCGGGGACCUCAGACAGGAUGAGACGAGUCGGCUGAGCGCUAUCGGUUCUUUGAAGGCAGACCUGCGACGCCUCCGUGGUGAACUCCAGAAGGACCGUCGGAAGACAGUUGCCCUCGAAGGCUUGCUACUUAACGCCACAAUCCUGAAGAGGCGACACGGAAAUGAAUUGACCGAGCUCCAAGUCCGAGUGGCUGGACUCGAAGGCGAGACGGCAAGGAUGGACCGCAAGGUUGACGCCAACAGUGCAAAACUGGGGUCGUUGUCGAGGAGGCUGGAAGGGGCUGCAGACGGAAGGACCAUUGCAGAGUGGAAGAAGAAGCAGCAGGUCCUUGGGGAUGCCAUCAAGAACGUCAGUUCGCAAGUUCCUGCUCUCAGGGGGAACCUCACGUGGCUCAAGAGGGAAAUUGGGAAAUUCGAGAGCAACCUGCCACAUGACUGCACCAUGCAAGGCUCCACACCUUCGACUGUCUUGAAGAGUGGCGUCUACCUCAUCCGUCCUCAAGGCUCGGACCAUGCCCGAAGGGUCUUCUGCGAUAUGGACCAUGCCGGAGGCGGAUGGACUGUAGUCCAGCGACGAACUGAUGGCACUGUCGAUUUCUAUCGCAAUUGGUCCGACUAUCGCAGAGGCUUUGGCGACCCUGACGGAGAAUACUGGCUAGGCAAUGCUGCUCUUCAUGAACUGUCACAGUCUGGAAACUACUCGCUCCGAGUAGACCUCUGGGAUGCCUCGGGUCACUACAAGUACGUCGAAUACGACCGCUUCUCUGUCGGGGAAGAAUCCAAGGGCUACCCUCUCGAAGUCCACGGUUACCGUGGAAACGCCAGCAACGCCCUCGAGUACCAUUCAGGCAUGGCAUUCAGCACGCCAGAUCGUGACAACGACCUGAGCAGUACACACUGUGCCGUCUACUAUUCGGCUGGUUGGUGGUACAACCACUGCCAGUACGUCAACGUCAACGGAAAGUACAACGUUGGACUGACGUGGUACGACAUGGACGCCCUCGAGUGGGUGCAGCUGUCUCGUGUUGAGAUGAAAAUCAGACCCCAGGGGUGGACGAAGCGGACGUGAUGUGCGUCAGUGAUUUCUCUUCCACUUAAUUUAAGAGUAAUUUAAUUGUGUACAUAGAACAGUCGUCGAAGACAGUGCCAUACGUGUGACUCCCCCAUUUUUGGCAAGUUGACGCUCUUCGUUGUGGACACAGCGUGGGACCAAAACGGGAAAGUGUGUCCCGGACACAGCUCUUUGUUGCCGGACUUGUUCUGCUUGCCGUGGCGAGUGUGAGCCGAUAGUGCGAAGUCAUGUAGAAACUGUAGAGGAGUGAAGUGCACCCGCACGAGCCGAAGUCACGUUAUUAGUCGAAGGAGUGUCGAGUAGCGCCAUACGGCGGGAGGUACACUAGACCUCAAGACACAUUUGGGCACCCAAGUUUGAGGAACAUUAAUUAUGCGGGUAAAUACGGUAUUUGUUGCAGGUACACAUAAGAACAUGCUAGCAUACUAUACGCAUAGAAUAUCAUACGUUUGUCAAAGAGCUGCAAAAGCAUAUGUCAUUUCAAGACAAUAACAUGGCAGGGAAUGUACCUCAGUCAUUAAGCACCUCCAAUGACCACUUUGGAGCUUGAAAAGCCUUACUUUUAUCAGAGAAAUGAUACUUCCAGCAUGUUUGUCUAGCUUUACCUGCCUGUAUCUAAAAUUCUGCCAUUCAAAAGUGUUACUAAUGUCCAAUCCAUGGGACAUGCACUUAAGGUAUGAAAAUCUGUUCCUUUAAUUCAGAGGACCUGUAAUGGUGUAUCAUGUUUCGUUAUCACACUUUGUUACCGCAUCUGCAACAAACGUUUCCUCGACUUGGCUUUCUAGUGCAUAGGUAUUAUAUUGCCAACUUUGUUGAUGGCAUGUGUUAUUUGUUGAGUUAGUCUCAUUGUGUUAUUCAUAGUAGGCUGCUGAUAUUAUGGCACUAAACUUUCCCCCUAGGCACCUCAAACAGGCAUUAAAAUGGCACAUCAAAUGUACAUGGGAUACGUAGGGCAAAAUCACAGUGAAAAAUACGAUUCAAUUUUCCAAACAUAUAUUAAAAACCAUCUGCAGAAAAAAAGCAACUUCUGAGGCACAACCUUACUGCCUCGGGAAAGUGAAACAGAAAGCUGCAAAACAGGCAUUCUAUAGGUGCUAAAAAUCAAAUUUUUGAUCAAUCGAUUCGACGAUAACCUAAGUGCCUAUGUUCCUUGCCGGGCCAGAACUUUCCAAAAGAUUUCUGGCCAUCAGAAACAAAGAGUAUCCAGGAAUUCUCAUUUAGCCUGCAUUAGCUGGCAUUGCCUAGGUUUGUAGAGAAUUUGCCUAAAUAUCGGCGGUCUCUGUCAACUCUUUAGUCACUGAAGUGUGCAGUUACGGCUGCGCUGUUCCUUUUGUAUUUUUUUCGAAUGACAAGCCAACUUGCUAGUCAGACUGUAUAUGGUCUACGGAUGAAACCACUGUGAAUAGUGUACAUACUGAAAUGCAGAACUGCCACGAAGGACGAAAGUCGCAUGUAGAGAUUUUAAUAUAAGCCGCAUCUCUCUCGCAUAAAAGCACAGUGCUACACAUUUUGUAUGUUUGACCCCCUCGGAGGGGCAUCCAGUGUGUCAUAGAGAUUUUAGGAGAGCUCAUGUCUUUGACGAGUGAUUGCUAGUUCAUCAUGUACAGACAUUAAAGAUUUAUCAUCUAAUGCUACAUCUG
This is a messenger RNA of Ornithodoros turicata, 4217 nucleotides long. RefSeq names its product angiopoietin-4-like. The transcript is spliced from 5 exons. NCBI's taxonomy places the organism in Eukaryota, Metazoa, Arthropoda, Arachnida, Ixodida, Argasidae. The record is from RefSeq and is a predicted model, not a curated record. The coding region runs from base 214 to 2574 and encodes 786 amino acids.